This is a messenger RNA of Balaenoptera acutorostrata (minke whale), 913 nucleotides long. It is a transcript of the gene CCN5, whose product is annotated as cellular communication network factor 5. The record is from RefSeq and is a predicted model, not a curated record. The transcript has 4 exons. The coding region runs from base 341 to 913 and encodes 190 amino acids. Gene Ontology annotation, cellular component: extracellular region; extracellular matrix. Lineage: Eukaryota; Metazoa; Chordata; Mammalia; Artiodactyla; Balaenopteridae. Gene Ontology annotation, molecular function: integrin binding; heparin binding. Gene Ontology annotation, biological process: signal transduction; cell adhesion.
GCUGCCCGGAGUCCAGGCCACGGGGCUUGGAAGGACUCGGGUCAGCUUUGCAAAGGGGGUGUCUGCUGAGCACUUCCUGGAUCAACAGCCCCCCGUCCCUGGGGUUGGGCAGGGGGGCUGGGGCUGGGCUGUAGCUAGAGAGGCCCCUCUUGGGCUGGGAGGAGCUAGAGAGGCCCCUGCCAGCCUGUCACAGGCUCUUGGCACUGGCACUGGCUCUGGCUUUCACACACACACACACACACACACACACACACACACACACACGCUGGCAAGCACCCCCCAGGUGGCCUCCACAGUCUCACCUUCAGGCUCAAAGCUGGCUCCGUGGGGACACAGUGACAUGAGAGGCACACCACAGACCCACCUCCUGGCCUUCUCCCUCCUCUGCCUCUUCUCCAAGGUGUGUGCCCAGCUGUGCCCAACACCGUGUACCUGUCCCUGGCCACCACCCCAAUGCCCACAGGGGGUGCCCCUGGUGUUGGACGGUUGCAACUGCUGCCGGGUAUGUGCACGGCGGCUGGGGGAGCCCUGCGACCAUCUCCACGUCUGCGACCCCAGCCAGGGGCUGGUCUGCCAGCUCGGGGCGGGCCCUGGCGGCCGGGGGUCCAUGUGCCUCUGGGGAGAGGCUGAGGGCAGCUGUGAGGUGAACGGCCGCCUCUACCGGGAUGGGGAGAUCUUCCAGCCCCACUGCAGGAUCCGCUGCCGCUGUGAGGAUGGCGGCUUCACCUGUGUGCCCCUGUGCAGCGAGGACGUGCGGCUGCCCAGCUGGGACUGUCCCUACCCCAAGAAGGUGGAGGUCCCAGGAAAAUGCUGCCCUGAGUGGGUGUGCGACCAGGGAAGGGGGCUGGGGGUCCAGCUCCUCCCAGCCCAUGGUGAGUACAGGGCUGGUCCAGGGCGCCUGGAGGUGGGGUAG